AUAUUCCAGGAAAUACUGCUGGACCGUCCACGUGUCAUUUCCAGUAACGUGGGCCACGCGUGGGACCUACCAGCAAACACAUUUGGUGCCGCAUAUGCAAAGUUCAUGGGAUCAAGAAACUUCUCACCAGACGAUCGCCCACCGGUAAGAUUCAUGGAAACAGAAGAACUUGCAUAUGUGGCAAUGCGCGCACGCGAAGUGCAUGAUUUCUGGCACACCCUUUUCAACCUUCUAACAAAUUUGAUCGGCGAGUCAGCGCUAAAAGUCAUUGAGUUUGAGCAAAUUUUGCUUCCAAUGUACUUCUUGUCUGUCAUAGUAGGAACUGAACAGUUUAAUGCCAAACAAAGAUCAUUGUUUUAUAAGCAUUACUUCCCUUGGGCCGUUCAGGCAGGUAUGAAGUCAACUGACCUGAUGUAUGUUUAUUAUGAGAAGCAUUUUCAUGAAGAUUUGGAGGUGGUGAGACGGAGAUGGGGCAUAAUACCUGCUCCUUCCGUUCAACAGUAGUUCGGUUAAGAAACAAUUUCGCGAUGAUGUAAGAGAGUUUGGAAAUAAAAGUGUCUUUAAGUAUUUAAA
Messenger RNA from Helianthus annuus (common sunflower), 573 nucleotides. Its product is annotated as ubiquinone biosynthesis protein COQ4 homolog, mitochondrial. The annotation marks the transcript as partial. Lineage: Eukaryota; Viridiplantae; Streptophyta; Magnoliopsida; Asterales; Asteraceae. The record is from RefSeq and is a predicted model, not a curated record. The transcript has a single exon. Gene Ontology annotation, biological process: ubiquinone biosynthetic process.